CCCGCGCGAACCGGCCCCCGGACGGCGACGGCGCUCAGUAGCCGUCGGACAACGGUCGCGCCAACACUGACAGCUCCGGUCCACGAGAUGCCGUCACCGAACCGACUGAUUUUCUUGGCGUUCAUAACGUUAACGUUGGUCGUAUUCAUGGUCAGCGCGACGUUGACGCCCAGAGCGCCGAACUUCCAAUACUUUGAAAGGCCCAAGUACAGGUACCCGUAUUACGAUGAACAAGGGCGCGGUCGACUUUUGUACGGCUACGGUGGUCCGGACUUGUACCAGUACAAGUCGUACUCACCCUUGGAGGGCAUCCAUUGAUUACGACAACAACCGCCACACCAAAACUCCGUAACCGUCACCGAACCGCCUUGGCUCCGUGAUGGCGGUCUUUUCGUUUCUCCCGCCGUUCAGACGUAUCCCAGUAGUGUUUUCGACGGUUUUAACAUAACUAUUAUUACACUGUUUUAAAAUAUAUGUAUACCUAGACUAUGUAUAAAUACUAUAGUGCGAGUUUUCUUGA
Sipha flava (yellow sugarcane aphid) is the source of this 520-nucleotide messenger RNA. RefSeq lists its product as uncharacterized. The transcript is spliced from 3 exons. Lineage: Eukaryota; Metazoa; Arthropoda; Insecta; Hemiptera; Aphididae. Bases 88 to 318 code for a protein of 76 amino acids. The record is from RefSeq and is a predicted model, not a curated record.